Molecule: messenger RNA, 4313 nt
Organism: Jaculus jaculus (lesser Egyptian jerboa)
Lineage: Eukaryota; Metazoa; Chordata; Mammalia; Rodentia; Dipodidae
Gene: Mms22l
Product: MMS22 like, DNA repair protein
Exons: 24
Coding region: 357-4091 (1244 amino acids)
Biological process (GO): replication fork processing; double-strand break repair via homologous recombination
Cellular component (GO): nuclear replication fork
Source: RefSeq, a predicted model, not a curated record
GAGCGGCGCUCCGAGGGUCCCACUGCAGGCCGGCGCAGCCCGGCCCCGCGGACUGUCCACCUGGCUGCCGCCGGACCCGGGAGGUGUGCCCGCGCUCGCCCCAGUCCCUGGGUGCCAGGCCCCAGGCCGACCUGGCGGCCGGGUUCUCGUCUCUGCCCAGCCCGCGGCCUUUCCUCCUGAAGUGGACCCAGCCUUGAGGUUGGACGGGGAGACUUCUCGCCCAUUCGAAUUCUGGGUUUUCAGCCCGUCUUGACUUUCCGAGGUAACCCCCAAUCUUCCGGCCCCUUGCGCUUCCAGGAAUCUCCAGCCUUAAUGACAGUCCUAAGGAGACACGCACUUUUCGGGAUAUGACGUAGAUGAUGGAUGGCCCUUCCGAGGUGUCUGCAUUCCAGACCGACAGCUUAGAGCUGGAGCUGGGGACUGAUUGGUGCAAAGCCCCCUGCUUUUCUUGUGCUUUCGACCACAGGGGAGAAGAAAAAAAAUUUUCUGGCGAGUCCUACCUUGCCAGCGGAGCCCUUAAGCGUUUAAUUUUAAAUCUUGAUCCUUUACCAACUAAUUUUGAAGAGGAUACAGUGGAACUAUUUGGCAUCCAGUGGGUUACUGAAACAGCAUUAGUAAAUUCAUAUCGAGAACUCUUUCAUUUAUUCAGGCAGCAACUGUACAACUUGGAAACCUUGUUGCAGGUCAGCUGUGAUUUUGGGAAAAUAUCAACCCUGCACUACAAAGCAGACAAUAUUAGGCAGCAGUGUGUGAUUUUUCUCCAUUAUGUCAAAGUUUUCAUCUUCAGGUUCUUGAAAGUACAAGAUGCUGAGAGCCGUGAUACUCCUGUGCAUCCCUAUGAGGUUUUGCAGGUUCGACUUCCCUCCGUGCUGGCUGAUGAACUUCAUGGAAUACUUUUGUAUAUUGGACACCUAUCUGCACUUCCCAGUGUUAAUCUAGGUGCAUUUGUACAUCAAAACCACACCAAGCUUUUCUCACCGUCAUGGCAUUUAUUACAUCUCCACUUAGAUAUCCAUUGGCUGGUGCUGGAGAUACUUCACAUGCUGGGUGGAAAAUUGAAACAAGUUGUGUAUGGUCAUCAGUUUAUCAGUAUGGCAGGUGACAAUUUAACCAAUGGUAGCCUCUUUGAAGAACACUGUGAAAACCUUCUUUGUGACUUAAUAAGCCUAUCACUCAACAGGUAUGACAAGAUUAGGCCUUGUGAAGCACUGAUGGCUGAUCACUGCCCGUGCUCAUGCAUCACAGAGUUAUGGGUCUUGCUUAUUCAUCUCCUGCAAUACAGAAGUAAAUGGUCUACCACAGAAUCAUUUUGGAACUGGUUGAAUAAACUACUUAAAACACUCUUGGAAAAUUCAAGCAAGCAAAGAAGACUGCCUGUCCCAGUGGCCAGGGAUCCACUGGGCUUUAGCUGGUGGAUUAGUGCUCAUGUAGCAUCAUUGUUCCAGUUUGAUCGCCAUGGUAUACCAGAAAUGAGACAAAUGGAAUCAAAUUGGAACUUUGUAGAAGAACUUUUAAAACAGUCUGUCUCUGCUCAGGAGGGCAUACUAGAAGAACAAUUACGAAUGCAUCUUCACUGUUGUUUGACACUUUGUGAUUUCUGGGAGCCAAACAUUUCAGUUGUUACUAUUCUAUGGGAAUAUUAUAGUAAGAACCUGAAUAAUUCCUUCAGUGUUUCUUGGCUUCCUUUGAAAUGCCUUGCUAACAUCAGGUCAUCCUCAUCUAUGCUUGAAAUAGUGAAGACCUGCUGUUAUGAUAAACAAGAUGCUGAUCUGUGUAAAUCCAGCAGUAGUUUUAUCAUCUUUCUUUGCAUUUUGGCAAAAGUUGUUAAGAAAGCAAUGAAGAGCAACGGCCCUCAUCCUUGGAAACAGGUCAAAGGAAGAAUAUAUUCUAAAUUUCAUCAAAAAAGAAUGGAAGAACUCACCGAAGUUGGUCUGCAGAACUUUUUCCACCUUUUUCUACUGCUGGCAGUUGUUGCAGAGGUAGAAGAUGUAGCAAGUCAUGUUUUAGACCUCCUGACUUUCCUCAGGCCUGCCUGUCUGUCAUCUCACAGAGCCCUUGUGUGGAAGGGUCAAAUGGCAUUUCUUCUUUUAUAUGCUCAGAAAAAUCUGGACAUUAGUGUUUUGGCUGAGAAAUUUUCAUGUGAGUUCCGAGAGAAAGCAAAGGAAUUCUUGGUAUCUAAGAAUGAUGAGAUGGUACAGAGACAUACUCUCUGGAUACUUCUUUCCAUCUACAUCGAUGGUGUCCAAGAAGUGUUUGAGACCAGCUAUUGUUUGUAUCCUUCUCAUGAGAGUCUGCUUAAUGAUGGAUUCAGUAUGCUUCUGCCAGCCUGUCAAGAAUCUGAGGUUAGGACAGUGUUGAACUUUCUACAAGCUGUUCUGGCCAGAGUCAGGAGUAUUCAUCAACAAUUGUGUCAGGAACUUCAAAGGGAGAAUGUGGACCUAAUUACACAGUCUUCAUUAUCGGCUAAAGAGCGCCACCUUGCUGCAGUUGCCAGUGCACUAUGGAGACAUUUCUUCUCAUUUCUAAAGAGUCAGAGAAUGGCACAGAUUGUGCCUCUCUCACAACUUGCAGAUAUAGCUGCAGAUUUUACUUUGUUGGCAGUGGACAUGCCCAGCACAGCCCCAUCAGAUCUUCAGCCUCAGCCAGUUAUAGCAAUAAUUCAGCUUUUUGGCUGGGAUGAUAUCAUCUGGCCCCAAGUUGUAGCAAGAUACUUAAGUCAUUUACUACAAAAUAGUAUGUUAUGGGAAGCACUUUCUCGUUCAAGCUGUUUAUCUUUUCAAUCCCUAACUAUAAGAUCAUGGAUCCGUUGUAUUUUGCAAAUGUAUAUAAAAAGAUUCUCUGAGCCAGAUGAUUUGUUCGUUGAUGUAAAUCCUGAACAGGCAGUUGAAAAGGAGUAUCGGGAACAGCUGGCUGAAAUGACAAGAUUACUGCUUCAACUCUCGGAAGUAAAGAAUGUUUUCUUAAAGGCUCAAGUAGAAUAUUUGCCCAGCCCAGAGGACCCUAAGACAGCACUUGUCCAAUUUCUUGAGGCUGUCGGUAUAGUUUACAGGACUCUCCACACACUUCCUGAGAAAUCGGCCAUGGUGACAAAGUCCUUAGAAUACUUGGGGGAAGUCCUGAAAUACAUAAAACCUUAUCUGGGGAAAAAAACUUCCAGUGCAGGGCUGCAGCUGACUUACGGGAUAAUGGGAAUUCUUGUUAAAUCAUGGGCACAGAUUUUUGCCACCUCAAAAGCCCAGAAGUUACUGUUUCGGAUCAUAGAUUGUUUGCUACUGCCUCAUGUGGUACUACAGCAAGAGAAGGAGCUUCCUGUACCCAUGCUGACUGCAAUUCAGAAGAGCCUUCCUUUAUUUCUCCAGGGCAUAUGCGACGUGUGCUGUCAGUCUCAAAAUCCAAAUGCCUAUUUGAAUCAGUUGCUAGGGAAUGUGAUUGAGCAGUACAUUGGGCGGUUUCUUCCGGCUUCACCAUACAUUGCAGGUCUCGGACCCCAUCCUGUUUUGUUGGCACUGAGAAACUCAGCCACUGUUCCAGUGAUAUCUUCUCUAAAGAAACACAUCACUCAAGUCAUAAGGAAAUCCUACCUUGAAUUUAAAGGCUCCUCACCCCCUCCUCGCCUAGCAUCCGUUUUGGCCUUCAUCCUCCAGCUCUUCAAGGACACUAACGUGGGUGUUGGUGACAUUGAAUUUCUGCUCCCUGGAGUCUUCAAAUGUUUAGUGUUGGUCAGUGAACCCCAAGUUAAAAGGCUGGCCACAGAGAACCUGCAGUGCAUGGUAAAAACCUGCCAAGUGGGGUCAGAAGGAGAACCUGCCACCCAGCUGACUUCUCUGUUUAGACAGUUAAUCCAGGACUAUGGCAUGAGAUACAGUUACCAAGUUUACAGCAUUUUGGAGACAGUAGCCACGCUGGACCAGCAAAUUGUUAUCCACUUGAUUCCUACUCUCACUCAGUCUCUGAAGGAUUCAGAGCUGAAAUGGGGCCUUGGCAGAAAUAUUGCCCAAAGGGAUGCAUAUAGCAAACUUUUAUCUUACCUGGGACAGGUGGGACAAAAAGAGAAGCAGAAGCUGGAAAAUGAAAAGAUGUGUAUUUCAUGAUUUUCCCUGUGUACUGAUUAUCUCUGUCUGAAGCUACUUUGUACCAUAUCAACUGGUACUUUUAAUUAAUUGUAUAAUGUUCUACUAAAAAUAAUUUUACCUAUAUGUAUAAAGUAUGUAAAUAAGGAAUAAAAGUUAGUAAUAACUAACAGGAUCCUUGGAAUGUGCAAACUAUGCUCUAUGUUGAAAAGAUUUUCAUUAAACUGAAGAACACUUUUCUGA